AUGGUGUUAGCUGACCUGGGUAAGCGUAUUAACAACGCUGUGAACAGUGCGUUGUCUAACACGGAGGAUGACUAUGUGAACAGCAUUGACGGAAUGCUUAAGGGCAUUUCGACUGCUUUAUUAGAAGCGGAUGUGAACAUUAUGCUGGUGUCAAAGGUGAGGAAUAAUAUUAGGUCGGUUUUGCUUGACAAUAAGACCACUAACAGGUCGAUGAACAAUGUGCAGACGAAGAAGCUGGUGCAGAAGACGGUGUUUGAUGAGUUGUGUGGACUUGUUGAUUGUACUGAUCAUAAGGUUUUCCAGCCCAAGAAGAAAGCAACGAAUAUUAUCAUGUUUGUGGGUUUGCAAGGUUCGGGUAAGACUACUUCGUGUACUAAGUUGGCGGUAUAUUACUCUAAGCGUGGAUUCAAAGUGGGUCUAGUGUGUGCGGACACGUUUCGUGCGGGUGCUUUCGACCAAUUGAAGCAGAACGCAGUCAAGGCUCGUAUACCUUUCUAUGGUUCAUACACUGAGACAGAUCCUGUUAAAGUUGCUGGUGAUGGUAUUGCCAAGUUUAAGAAGGAAAAGUUCGAUGUCAUUAUCGUUGAUACAUCUGGUAGACAUCAUCAAGAAGAAGAGCUGUUCCACGAAAUGGUGCAAAUAUCCAAUGUUAUUAAACCAAACCAAACAAUCAUGGUGCUAGAUGCAUCCAUCGGUCAAGCUGCAGAACAGCAGUCCAAGGCUUUCAAGGAGUCUUCCGACUUUGGUGCAAUCAUCUUAACAAAAAUGGAUGGUCACGCAAAGGGUGGUGGUGCUAUCUCAGCUGUCGCAGCCACAAAUACACCAAUUGCAUUUAUAGGUACUGGUGAACAUAUUCAUGAUUUAGAAAAAUUCUCUCCAAAGUCGUUUAUAUCCAAGCUACUAGGUAUUGGUGAUAUUGAAGGUUUAUUCGAACAAUUAAAGACUGUUUCUAAUAAGGAAGAUACAAAAGCUACAAUGGAAAAUAUACAACAGGGUAAGUUUACAUUACUGGAUUUCAAGAAGCAAAUGCAAACUAUUAUGAAGAUGGGUCCACUUUCUAAUAUAGCACAAAUGAUCCCAGGUAUGGGUAAUAUGAUGAGUCAGGUUGGUGAAGAGGAAACAUCGCAGAAGAUGAAGAAAAUGGUUUACGUUUUAGACUCAAUGACAAAAGAGGAACUGGAGUCUGACGGUAGAAUAUUUAUCGAUCAACCAAGUAGGUUAGUACGAGUAGCAAGAGGUUCAGGUACAUCGGUCUUUGAUGUUGAAAUGAUAUUGAUGCAACAACAAAUGAUGGCUAGGAUGGCUCAGAAUGCGAAGAUGGGUAAGCAAGGUGGAGGUAUGCCGGGUAUGCCUAAUAUGACGGGUAUGCCAAACAUGCCUGGUAUGCCAAAAAUGACGCCUCAACUAAUGCAGCAAGCACAACAAAAGUUAAGACAAAAUCCAGGCUUAAUGAAAAAUAUGAUGAAUAUGUUUGGCGGUGCUGGUGGUAUGGGCGGUAUGGGUGGCCCAGGUGGUAUGCCAGAUAUGAAUGAGAUGAUGAAAAUGAUGCAAGAUCCCCAAAUGCAAGACAUGGCAAGACAGUUUGGUAUGGGAAUGUAG
This is a messenger RNA of Nakaseomyces glabratus, 1599 nucleotides long. It is a transcript of the gene SRP54, whose product is annotated as RNA-binding signal recognition particle subunit SRP54. The record is from RefSeq and is a predicted model, not a curated record. Gene Ontology annotation, molecular function: GTP binding; 7S RNA binding; ATP hydrolysis activity. Gene Ontology annotation, cellular component: cytosol; signal recognition particle, endoplasmic reticulum targeting. Gene Ontology annotation, biological process: SRP-dependent cotranslational protein targeting to membrane, translocation; SRP-dependent cotranslational protein targeting to membrane. NCBI's taxonomy places the organism in Eukaryota, Fungi, Ascomycota, Saccharomycetes, Saccharomycetales, Saccharomycetaceae.